Molecule: messenger RNA, 2604 nt
Organism: Pleuronectes platessa (European plaice)
Lineage: Eukaryota; Metazoa; Chordata; Actinopteri; Pleuronectiformes; Pleuronectidae
Product: patatin-like phospholipase domain-containing protein 2
Exons: 8
Coding region: 123-1358 (411 amino acids)
Biological process (GO): lipid homeostasis; triglyceride catabolic process
Cellular component (GO): membrane; cytoplasm; lipid droplet
Molecular function (GO): triacylglycerol lipase activity
Source: RefSeq, a predicted model, not a curated record
GAUAAGACAACAGAUAACAUGUGUGAAACCAAAUGCACCAACUGAACUCCAGCCUGAUCAAACAGCAUGCCGGAUAAGGAGAUGCACUUCUGACGUUCCACUCCAUCUACCUGGUUAAGUGUAUGGAGGCCUCAGAGAAUCCGCUCAGCUGGGUUGAGGAGUGGAACCUCUCGUUCGCAGGUUGUGGCUUCAGGAGUGUUUACCACCUGGGAGCCUCCAGCUGUAUCCUGGAGCGGGUACCAUGGCUGAUUCAUGGUGCUUCUAAAAUCUGUGGAGCUUCGUCUGGUUGCCUCGUCGCCGCAGCUCUGACUGUUGGGAUUCCACUUGAACAAUUCUGUGUCCAUGUGUUGUCGAUGGCGAAAGAGGCCCGGCAACAAACACUGGGCGUUUUCCACCCGACCUUCAGCCUGCUGCGGAGGGUACAGGAGACUCUGAUGGAGAAACUCCCAGAGGACGCUCACCGCCGGGCCUCGGGGAAGCUCUGCGUCUCCCUCACCCGACUGGCUGAUGGACAGAAUGUCUUGGUGUCAGAGUUCGAGAGCAGAGAAGAGCUCAUUCAGGUUCUCAUGUGCAGCUGCUUUUUCCCUGUUUACUGUGGUUUCACUCCACCUUCCUACCGUGGAGUGUACUACAUGGACGGAGCCCUGAGCAACAACAUGCCCCUGUUCGAGAACAGAAACACCAUCACUGUGGCCCCGUUCUCUGGUGAGAGCGACAUCUGCCCCAGGGAGGGUACUUUCAACUUCUUCGACGUGCACUACGGCAACGUCAGCAUCCAGAUCAACACUGGCAACGUGCACCGCAUCUGUACUUCCUUCCUACCUCCAAGACUUGAGAAACUGGCAGAGAUCUGUCACAACGGCUACAUGGAUGCUCUUCGUUUCUUGAGAGAAAAAGAUCUGCUUGGGACACAAUGUCUUCCCUGCAGCUUGGUGUCAGACAUGGAAACAGUCAAACCUACUUGUGAGUUUUGGAAGAAAUUGGCUCAAGCGGACGAGUCCGAGAAGACUCACCUGAACGGGUUGAAUCCUGCACCAGAGGAGGAUCACUGGCUUGACCAGAAAGUCAUAGAGAACCUCCCGGAUGAUAUCAAGAAAAGCCUGCGUGAGGUCUGCAGGGAGAGUCCUGGUGGUGUGGGUCCAUGGUCUCAGCUCACAGAGUUCCUUCCGGUCAAGCUGGUUUUGUAUCUGCUGACCUUCCUCAUGCUGCCGAUCGAGCUGAGCCUCUUACUCAUUAAAAGUGUGCUACAGUCAGGCUGUGCAGUCAUUCACAGACUGUUGACGCCGUCUACAGAUUUCUGCACUGAAGGAAACAACAGGUCUGUGCCUGCAAGGAUAAGUCUAACUGCUGAAUUGUAGCUGCUAUACGUAGACAUUUAAGUACUGGAAACCAGCAAGCCUGUAAUUAUGUGAUCUUGUGACACACCUGAAUAACCUACACAUUUUCUGCUGCUAUAUCACAACCAAUAGAGAUAAUGUGAUUACAGUUAGACCGAGAACAGUCAACCUGCUUGGUUUUUAUUCUUGCCUUUGUCUUCAUCUAGUGCGUCUCGAUGUCGGAACAGGUCCUCAAGCUCAGAUCUGACACCCGACAGGAGCAGACAAAAACAUUAAGCCACAAGUUUAAAACAAAUCCCUUUCCUUUGGUAUUCCCAACAGUAACCUCAACCUCCUCUCUCUCACCUCCACAUGUUUUCUGACCUUCGAACAUCCAAUCUGACUAAAGGUGGCGAGGUGACUUUAUUCCACAGAAGUAGACACUCAUCAUCCAUAAACCAGGCAGAAAAAAAAGCAUUGUCACUUAUUAUUUAUGUAACAUUGAUAGCUAGUUCAUGAGUACCUCACUUUUGAGUGACCACCAUUUGAAUCAUGGUGAAUAAAUUCAUUCCAGACAUCUUUUCAUAUAAGAAGUUUUGUUACCAGUGAUUUCUGCCAACAAUUCAUCGGCACUGUUUUUUUUUUUUUUAAGAAAGGUUUAAAAAUAACAUGUCAAUAUUUUUUAUAAAAACAUUCAUAUAGGAUAUUAGAAGUGUGUUUAGUGGGACACCACAAUGAAAAAUGUAAUUGGUAACAACCUAAAAAAAUAAAAAUAAAUUCAGUUCUUUAAAUCUAAAGUUAUAAACUGUGUAAAUAUAACUUAAUUGAUCUCCUGCUACCAAUUGAAGUAGUUAUUUCAAGUCAUUUUUCUGUAUAUGUAGAUUUUUACAUUCAGUCUCUACCUUUACUGACAGUUACUCAAUUCAUUUCACAUAGCUGCUCCCUUCAGCUCUAUCAGAUAUUGUUCUUAUGUACAAAUCCUUUAAACAUUGACACACUUUCCACUAUGUUACAAACUGUUUCUUCUAAUCAAUGUUGUAAAUACAGUUUUUUUUUUUUGUGUUAAGAGUUCAGUUACAUGCACAACUAUAGCACUUCUGUCCAUCCUGAGAGGGAGAUCCUCACAUGUGGCUCUCCAAGGUUUCUAUGUUUGUUCCAUCGUUAAAAAGGUUCUUUUGGUAGCUUUUUUCUAAGUCUUGUAAAGGACGGAGGAGGUUGCACCUUGUUAAGCCCUAUGAGACAAUUUGUGAAAAUGGGCUAUACAAAUAAAAUUGUAUUGAUUAUGUAA